GCAGGUGGGACGAAGAAAGGCGCGCUUUCCGCACCGAUAGCUAGGGGCUCAGGCUGUCCCAGGGCCGCUGCCCUCACGUCUGGUUCCGGUGCUGCGUUCGGUCGCCGGAGGAAGCCACGCGACCCGCGGAGGCCUCGGCUGGACUGUGGGAGUUGCAGCGUCCAGGGGGCAGAGAUGCCAACUGGCAAACAGCUAGCCGACUUCGGCUACAAGACCUUCUCCACUUCCAUGAUGCUCCUCACCGUGUACGGGGGCUACCUGUGCAGUGUCCGAGCCUACCACUAUUUUCAGAAGCGCAGUUCCCGGCGCCAGGCUGCAGAAGAACAGAAGACCUCGGGAGUCCUAUAGAGAUGGGGGGCUCUCCCCUGGGGUUGAGACGCCUGAGGCAUGCUGCGGAAAGACCUUGCCUGCAACCAGUCCCAAGUUGAGACGAGGGCCGCGAUGGUUUUCCAACACUGCUGAAAGCAAGCCGCCCGGGCUUCCUCUGCUCCUGCCAGCUUGUGAAGGCUGUCUGAUCACUGCAGGACUGUGGGAGGUGAAUCUGCAGGCAUUAAACAUUUUCUCAUGCCCGUG
Messenger RNA from Echinops telfairi (small Madagascar hedgehog), 573 nucleotides. Its product is annotated as cytochrome c oxidase assembly protein COX14. The transcript has 2 exons. Lineage: Eukaryota; Metazoa; Chordata; Mammalia; Afrosoricida; Tenrecidae. Gene Ontology annotation, biological process: mitochondrial respiratory chain complex IV assembly. Bases 175 to 348 code for a protein of 57 amino acids. Gene Ontology annotation, cellular component: mitochondrion. The record is from RefSeq and is a predicted model, not a curated record.